AUGAGACCGCGUGGUGGAGGCCCUUGCCGCAGGAGUAUUUGGUUCUCUUGUGAUCUUCGAGGAAUAACACCGCAGUUCUACUCUCGACACUUUAGCACCUCAUCUACUCGUCUCGCACUUGAACGGGUUGAAGUAGCACACUCUCAGUCCUACGCGCGGCGGGGAGUUACAGUAGGUUUUACAUCCUUCUCUGGUUCUGCUACCGCUGGGGGAAGUGUUGAUAAUAACCUUAGUAGUAGUAGUAGUAGUAGUAGUGCUAAUGCUAGUUUUUCCUCUUCGUUGUCAUCAUCAUCUUCUUCUUCUUCUGGUAAUGGUGGAGAUGUACUCGGCAAUUAUGUGAGUUUUAUCGCGGAUGAUGCCACAGCACCGGCGGCGACAAAAGAAAAUGGUGCACAACCCAUGCGUUCAUUACGAAGUCCUGCUGCUGCAGAGAGUUUAUUCUUUAAGGAUGAGGCGAAGAAUUACUGCCGUCUAUGUAUGGAAGAGACGCAGGUUCCGGCGAAAACACACAUUACAACCCCUUAUCGUGCAAGUCAUACAAAUCAUACUUGUCGUGAGGUUGUUCUUGAUAGUUUGGCGUUAUUAGCGAUACGUGGAUAUCCAAUUGAUGAUAUUUACCUUGUUUGGUCUGAUAUUCUUUAUCAUGAACCAAUGUUUCGGCGUAUUCCUGAGUUGGUAUCACCACGUUGGAGUAUUACUCAACGUAGUGAAAUGUUAAGUAAACUAUUAUCAUUAUUGAAGGAUUUAAACGUAAUUGAUAUUUCACUUGCAGCGCAAGCCCCAGAUACGUUUGAUAAUAUGGCGCAGCAGGUACAUCAUCGUCGUCGUGUCGCAUUUGAGCGACUUGAGUACAUUGGAGAUAAUUCAUGGGGUAAUCAUCUUUCCAAUCGUAUGAUGAUUUUAUUCCCUGAUAGACAAUGGACUUAUAGUCAAAAUUCCUACGCUUUUAAUUGUUUUCGUGAUGCAUGUGAAAUGAAUGUAACACUUGAGUUUAUGUUCGAUACACUUCGGGUGAGUGAUCUUCUUCCACGUGGAGUACGUGAGAAACUUGGCACCGGUAAAAUCAAAGCUGAUGUAGUAGAAGCUGUAAUUGGUGAAUUGCACGUCACCUUGUGGGGAUUGGAACCACAUUUAUAUGAUUCUGCUAGUUUUGUAGAAGUGAAUGGUGUGGGUGAGGCUCGACUCUCUGCUCUUGUGCAGCACUGUUUAACGGAGAUUUAUGAUCUUAUUCUUCUUUCAUAUGUGCGGGAACUAAGUGGGUCGGCGGUGCCACUUGCGAAGGAAAUUGCCGCUUCUCGUCUCUGGGCCCCUGCCGCCCCACCCCUCCGCCGAGUGAAGACGCACCGAAGACAAUCCACCACUUCUUCUCUCAAUACAAAUGGAACGGCCGCGGCUUCUCUCAAUCAAACCGUGGAUGGAGUGAUCCCGCGAUCGCUGGUGGCUGGGCGACUACUUCCACCGCUGGCGGGACUCUUCACAAGAGAAACCCCCCGACCAACAAUUGUGCCGCACCCUCUGCGGGCCAUUGGCACAGCUGCAGCCAUGGAUGAAACUGUCUGUGUACACACGGGCAGGGAUGUGUUUGCUCGAUUUGUGGAUAGUUUUGCACGUCUUGGUCUUCUGGACGAACGACUGGCGGUGACGAUGGAUGUACGACAGACACGCGAUGUACGUUUCGCAUUCAUGAAAAGACAAUUAGUGCCUUCACUGCCGAUGGAAUUAGAUAUGGAGGAGGACCUAUCAUCAUCAUCUUCAUUAUUAUCAUCCACAACAACAGCAGCAGCAGUUGGAGGAGAUGUGGGGACAACCACAACAUCAACAAAAACGAUAGUAGGAGAGGGAAACAGUACAAAUAACUUGAUGCUACCAGAACCGGUGUUGGAAUUGGAAGAGGUAUAUUUUCGAGACAUUUAUUUUGAUCUUGCUCCUCUUCCACUUUCUGUUUCUGAAGUUCAUCCUGACAAUUUGGAUCGUAAUUCCGUAAGCAAAGUUGUCAUUGCCUCACCAGAUAAAGGGAGGAAAGAGUCAAAAAUAAGUUAUGAGGCACAACUAGGAAUGGCAGUGUCUCUUAUUUAUCCACCACUGUAUGAUACACCAACACAUGCGGCGGAAAAUCCAACGACGAAGAGUGGUCGUGUUUGUAUUUUUGCACCUUCUGUAUAUGUCCCAGUAGGAACUAAACCACCUUCUGCAGGUGUGGUAACCGAUAAAAAUCUUCACUUUGGUGAAUUUGCUUUCCUAAAUGUCUGUGUGGGUGUUGAAGCACAAUCAAAAGCCUCAAAUGAAGAGAAGGAUAAUAAUAGCAGUAGUAGUAAUAAUACUAGUAAUAGUCAUAGCAGUACCAGUGGGGAUCCUAUCGGUGAAGUUAAGAUAUCUAGCGAGUCGAGUGCAACGACACGUAAUGACAAUGAUAAUGAUAAGAAUGAUGAUAUUCACAGAGGAGGGGAUGCCCAGGCAGGAGAAGAUAUUGAUUCUGCUACUACUAUUCCUGUUGGUGAAAAGGAGGGAGAAAAGAAUAAACUUGAAAGUUCUACUGAUGAGUUGCGGCGGCGAGCACAAGAAAAAUGGAGUUGUGAAAAUCCAUACUUUGUCCCCAGGCGAUCCCUACCUUCACAUACCACUACCGUGUAG
Messenger RNA from Trypanosoma theileri, 2631 nucleotides. RefSeq names its product RNA editing complex protein MP90. NCBI's taxonomy places the organism in Eukaryota, Euglenozoa, Kinetoplastea, Trypanosomatida, Trypanosomatidae. Gene Ontology annotation, molecular function: ribonuclease III activity. Gene Ontology annotation, biological process: RNA processing. Bases 1 to 2631 code for a protein of 876 amino acids. The record is from RefSeq and is a predicted model, not a curated record. The transcript has a single exon.